UUGCAGCUGAUAGAAUAACCAAAGCGACAUACAGGUUAAUGUGUUUUUGGGAGGAAAUCAGAUGUCCGGCAGAACAUGCCAUGCAGAAAGACUGCUGGGAUUCGAACCCGCGACCUUUUAACUGCAUAAAACGGAGCUUCUAAGUGCGGCAGCAUGAACCCACUUAAUAUUAAUGCGUAAAUGAACUCAUUGUCUAACAAAGUCUAAAAUUACACAUUUAUUUUGAAGACGUGCACCGGAAGCAGUAAACGUUGUUACUAAUUUGAAUUUCCAGGCUCUCGGCUGGACGUCAGCCAGCAGAAUCAGUGCCUUCAGCUGACCGGGACUCCGGCACAGUGCGGACCGGGAUGAGGAGCGGUGGGACGAUUUAUGUAAGUUGUUUGUUUUUGUUGGAAAACAAACCAGACAGUUUCAUGUGAGGAGGAACCCGAAGGAAAGCUGGAGACUCCGCGCACAGACGAGAGAAUAAAGUCAAAGACUUGGUGUUGGAGACGCUGCUGUUGGGCUGCAGCUCGUUUCUUUCGACCAGAAAUGGUCGCUGGAAUCGAGACUCGUUUCUUUGAAGGACCACCACACCAAAAAAGUCCACGCUAUUCGCUUACUGACUUUGACAGCGGACUAUUCAGGACUGUUGGUGAGAUUCUGGCCGUCAGUUUGGCACAAGGAGGUCCUGCCCCUACAUUUUUCAGCCAGUGGGCUUACAGUUACCUCUGCAAUGGGCAGAUCAACCCAACACAGCUGGAUAAAAAUACUGUGGCAGAUUCACAGUUGCGGUUACUGAUUGACCAGGUGGAAUGUUCAACUGAGCAGUCACUUCAGAGCCUUACUGAUGAGAUUUUAAACUGUGGAUUCACUGGAGCCAUCUCGGUUCAAAACAAGGAACCGAUUGUCCGAGCCAUUACACUCCAUGCUGUGCUUAGACUGCAGCCAAUGUUGGAACAACUCAAGGAGGGUUUGCAGCUGUAUGGCCUCCACCUGCUGAUUAAGCAGUACCCAGAAAUAUGCCAGCCUCUCUUCGUCCUUGGGGGAGAUGUGAAAGUUAAUGCUGAGUUUGUCAUGGCAUCCAUUCACCCUCAGCUGAGUGAGAAGGGAACCUCCAAGCAUCAGGUUGAGCUGGACCUGGUUAACUUCAUUCAGGACUUGCUUUAUGAAUCAGAAGAAGGUCCAGAACAUCUAGCUGAUGAAGAUGGCCCAAGAUCUAUCACACCUGCCAGGUUUCUGCAAUGGAUCACCGGUCAAGGCCACGUUCCUCUCCUCCCCUCAGAAAAGAAGGACUUUGCUGUGGUGGUCAAAUUUAAUCACAACUGUGAAGCUGACUUUGGAAAUCACAGCAUCUGCUAUCCUGUUGUGUCAUCCUGUGCUAAGACCAUUGUCCUGCCUGUGAAACACAUGAAGUCCUAUAGUCAAUUCAGAAUGGUUCUGCUGGAGGCUUUUCAUCUUGGCCAGGAAUUUAACAAUGUGUAAAGCAAUAGUG
Molecule: messenger RNA, 1474 nt
Organism: Nothobranchius furzeri (turquoise killifish)
Lineage: Eukaryota; Metazoa; Chordata; Actinopteri; Cyprinodontiformes; Nothobranchiidae
Source: RefSeq, a predicted model, not a curated record